AUGGAGAUGAGUGUAGAAAGUGCGUAUCGGAGGUCAAUUCAGACACUGGUGGAUUGGGUAGUUCGUGAAGUAGAUAUGAACAAGACUCGGGUCUUCUUCCGAAGCUAUGCUCCUGUACACUUCAGCGCUGGGGACUGGAAGACUGGUGGUAGGUGUCACCUGGAGACAAUGCCGGACCUGGGUUCAUUACCAGUUUCGUCUGAAACAUUUGGUCAACUAAAAGCUGUUUCUGACGUGGUAUCAGAACAUUUACAGAAGUCAAAUGUAACGCAAAUGGAUGUAUUAAAUGUGACCAGUUUGACAGCACUGAGGAAAGAUGGCCACUUGUCUAUAUAUUAUUUUGGGCCAAACAACGGAAUUGCUCCUCUCCACCGACAAGACUGCAGUCACUGGUGCCUGCCUGGUGUUCCUGAUACAUGGAAUGAGCUUCUGUAUGCACUCUUCCUAAAAGGGGAGUACAAUCGCAUACAAAAUUCAAAUUCAACGCAAUCUGCUCCUGCUCCAGUGUGA
Ilex paraguariensis (yerba mate) is the source of this 510-nucleotide messenger RNA. Lineage: Eukaryota; Viridiplantae; Streptophyta; Magnoliopsida; Aquifoliales; Aquifoliaceae. The record is from the annotation of a GenBank genome assembly.